AUGGACAAUUUCUCCGCAAACAAAUUUGUGAUGGUCAAUUUCUCCGCAAACAAAGGUUUUUCUCGUCUCGUGCUGAUGCGAAACAUAAUAAGAGCCAAAAGUUUUAUGAUAUUCUUGCUUGUGCAUGUUAUUUCUGAGUCUCAUCAAACUGUUAAGGAAAAAAAAAAAUCAAAUGAAGAAAAUAUUGCCAUAGCAAAUGAUCGGUCCCCUCCACGAACAAUUGGGAAAUUGAACGAAUUACAAAGGCAAAGGGCUUCGGCUUUGAGUGCCGAUGGUUGUCUCCAAUGGUGGAGAACAUGA
Messenger RNA from Striga asiatica, 300 nucleotides. The record is from the annotation of a GenBank genome assembly. NCBI's taxonomy places the organism in Eukaryota, Viridiplantae, Streptophyta, Magnoliopsida, Lamiales, Orobanchaceae.